AUGGCGGUAUGUGUACAGUUUGAAAAUAACAACGAAGUUGGAGUGUUUUCCAGGUUAACAAAUUCUUAUUGUCUGGUAGCAAUCGGUAGUUCCGAGAAUUUUUAUAGUGAAUUUGAGGCAGAAUUAGCUGAAACCAUACCUGUAAUUCACGCGUCAGUUGCAAGAUGUCGUAUAAUUGGUCGAUUAUGCGUAGGUAAGCACGAUAUGAGGGUUCUAAUCUCUAAAGCUGGAGAUUGUGUUGGAGGAUACAUGGGAGGCAGACGUAGAGAGGACAGAGCUGCGAGCGUAAUCGAAAUCUCCGGAGAACUGGAGAGCCUGGACAAGGGAGGCAACCAGAGUGGAGGACUAGUGCCUGUGAACGCAAAACGGGUGUGGAUACGGGAAGUCCGGCUUAGACAAGGAGGAGUUAAACCAAACCAACAAGUGUGA
Molecule: messenger RNA, 429 nt
Organism: Bombus huntii
Lineage: Eukaryota; Metazoa; Arthropoda; Insecta; Hymenoptera; Apidae
Product: eukaryotic translation initiation factor 6-like
Exons: 3
Coding region: 1-429 (142 amino acids)
Biological process (GO): maturation of LSU-rRNA; maturation of 5.8S rRNA; assembly of large subunit precursor of preribosome
Cellular component (GO): preribosome, large subunit precursor; cytosol; nucleolus
Molecular function (GO): ribosomal large subunit binding
Source: RefSeq, a predicted model, not a curated record